This is a messenger RNA of Papilio polytes (common Mormon), 6919 nucleotides long. RefSeq lists its product as uncharacterized. NCBI's taxonomy places the organism in Eukaryota, Metazoa, Arthropoda, Insecta, Lepidoptera, Papilionidae. The record is from RefSeq and is a predicted model, not a curated record. The transcript has 13 exons. Bases 250 to 6804 code for a protein of 2184 amino acids.
GCAUUUCAAUAAGACAUAUUGACUUUUUAAAAUAUAUUUGAUAAGAACAGAAUGCGUAGUUACUAAGGAAAUGCAAAAUUUUAUACGACGUAUGGUGCAGUAAUUAACUGGCUGGUAAAUCUUUGUUAAUAAUGUCAGUGUUUCCUGUAGAGGAGUGGCGCGGCUGUUACCGGCCUGACCUCGCCUACUCGAUCCUGCGACUACUUAAAAUGACUCACAUCCCUCUCCCGUACAACUAAACUACACAAGAUGGACGCAACAGACACUGCUGUCAGUAUAACAAACAACCAGCCAACAACCAUGCAUAUUAUAAUAGAAAACCAACCGUCAGAGGACACUAAAAGCAGAUUUAUCAUACAACCAAUAUCCAGUAUACAAAAAGAACAAUGUCAAUCAAAAUCAUCCCAAAUCGAUGCAAAGAUCUCGAUUCAAGCUUCGACUGGAUUUCAAACGCAUCACGACAGAUUAGUCGCAACAUAUCAGAUCGCACAUUGUAAUGUUAUCUCAGCAUCAGCUUCCGCUGCUCCCACAGAGUAUCCUGUACAAGAAGCACAAACAGGUUCGUUUCGUAAGAGUCGUGUGGCCCAAGUCGCGGAUUCGUUCGCACAAUCUUUACGCAAAUAUCCACGAGCUCUGCCGGAGUUUGCGCGCUCAUCAGAAGUCAUAGAGCGAUUGUUAUCUUCCACGCUAGCUAAACGACUCAGUAAAUCGAAAAAGAGUCAUACGAAACGUAACAAGAAAUGUCAUCACGAGGUCCCCUGCCUCAGGAAACUUCACCUAUACCCGCAACGCCAGAGAAUCCCAUGCGACUGCAGCAAGAAGGCCGCACAAGUUGCGAUGAACGUUCAGCCUACUACCUCAGGGAUGUCCACUCCGAAGAAACAAUUAACGGAUUUUGGGUUAAGAGAGAUGUCGCGGCUGCAGCGCUUGGGAAGGGGCGCAGAAGUUCGCUACUUGAAUGACGUGAGGAAAUGCAUCCGUGACGCCAUCAAACAUGUCUGGGACAACGAUGCCAUGGUAUGUCCAGAAAUCGAGCGACGGUUCCUGCAGCAUCAGAAAGAAUAUCACAAUGCCAACAACGAUAUGGCUUGCGAGACAUUUUGCAUCGGUGCAAAAAGUCCACAAAAAGGGUUGACAAACACCCAAACAGAGCCGGAGAAACCACAAAAAAAUGAAGAAGCUUGCAAAUAUUGUCACAAAUGUAAAAAAAUCAUACCAUGCGAAUGCCCAAAGCCGUUAAUAAAAGAUUCUCCAACAAACUUAGGCUCAAAAGUUGGUAAAUGUUGCGAUCGAAGUACCAGCCUUGAAAACCAUAUGAAUACUUCAUCUUGCUGUCAUUUAUGUAAGGAAGAACAAGAAUUUUCUGGCCAGUUACUAAAACAAGUGAUCGACUGGCAACAGGAAAUACCACUUAACGCUGAUUGCUCUGAAGAAGAUAAAGCCAAAAGGCAAAAGGUUAUAAGAACACUAGUAAAGUCAUUAUUGAGAUUUAAAGGUAUGGAAGACAAACAAAAAGAUGAAAUUAAAAAAGCUCUAGAUACAAUGCCAAUGUGGCGACCAGUUGACAGCAAUGAUCGUGAAAUGUUCAUAAAUAAUCUCAUAGAAAAUCUUAUAAUUCGUAUGUCGCUUUUAAAAGAUGGAGAUAAUAGUUUGAAAACAAUUGUCAAUGAUUGGAUUGAUAAAUUUUUCUUUAAACAAAAAACGCUCGAUAAAAGAGUUGUUAGAAAAGAUAAUAUUUUAAAUAAAUUCAUGGUGAAAAUUGCAACUUUGAAAAUAAAUGAGAAAUCAGAUAGAAACGAAUACAACGAGGCCGUACGGUCCCAAGUUACUGAUUUGUUUAAAAAACUGCUCGUUCCAAGUCCAGAUGUGAACUUUGUUAAUAAAGCAGCAGAUGAAUUAAUACAAGAAUUAAAUAAAGUGCUCAGCAAAAAAAGUGAUACACUGAACCGUAAAUACGGUACAAGUAAUGAAAUAACUAUACCAGAGAAAUCAAAAGCACUUUUGGAUGUGAAUGUAGAUAAGUUUAUGGGAAAUGGAAAUCAUGUACAUAAAAUGACUGCCCAAAACAGAGUUAAAGAUGACAUAAAAAAAAUUAUUGAACUUACUAAAACAAAUAAUUUGGAUCCAAGAACUGAAAGCUUACUAAUGGAAGCACUUAUAAUGAAAGUGAAAGCUUUGUCUUCAUCAAUCUGUUGUAAUUCAGACUUCAUUAGUGAUAAUUCAAAACAGAAUUCAAACAUGCAACAAAUUAUUGAAUCGAAAGUAAAACAAGUUGUAGAUCAGUUACCUUUAGCUAUUGCUCAUAAUAUGAAAAGUGUAUUGAAAGAUGAAAUUGCCGACGUCAUUUCCCAAAAAAUGGGUGUGGUUUUAAAUAUUUCAGAGUCUUCAAUUAAAUUACCCAAAUCAUUGAAAGAGGAAAUUCGAAAUUACGUAAAAGAACUAGUAGUUGGUGUACUUAAAGCGAAUGCAGGGGAUGUGAGUAACCAGAAGAAAUUCCAAAACGAUUUAACAAAUCUAAUUGCGGAUCAAAUAAUACGAGCUGAUGAUUCAAGCAACUUCAAAGAGAAAGCGUAUACUGUAUUAAGAGAAGCAAAUUUAUCUACGAAUGAAAUGGAAGAUGUUUACAAUUCACUAUUACGACGCACCAUUGAUAUGUCUUUGAGUUUUAAAAAUAAAAUGCAUCUGUCAUCGUCUUUACUAAGAGAUGAAACUGCCAAGAAACGGCAAGACCAAUUCAAUUCAAAACGAACUGAAAACGAAGUCGUCAGUUUCAUCAGUCAUAUCAGUAGUAAUUUAAAUUCAAACUUAAAAGAAAAGUUGAUGAUAUCCGCAAACCAAUUGGCGGAUAAAAUGGAAAAGAUAAUAACCGAUGUUAAAUAUUCUACCAAAGAAAAAGAAGAAAUGUUAUCCAAACUUGUUUUUAAUUUCUUUAGAAAUCACGGAUUGCCAAUAGAUGAUUCCUCCAGGCAUAGAAUUAAGAAAUGGAUUAAGCGAAUCUUAAACACUCCGCUAGGAGCAUCGACUCCAAAACAAAUGUUGAAUGAGAAUUACAAUUCCAGUCCAACGUUGUCGUCAGUACAACAGGAUGAUCAUCAUUUUAAAACAAUGUCUCAAGGCUCUCUUGUCCAAAUUUAUGAAAAUCCUUCAUUAAAUAUUAUAUCACACGAAGUAGUAAAAUGCAUCGAAAGGAUACCAUCAGGACGCAUGAUUUCCCACGAUAAGAAUUACCAUCGAAUAGUCGCCAAGGAAAUUGCACAACGAUUACGAGAAGCAGCCAAUCAAAGCUCAAAUCCUGAAACGUCACUUAAACAAACAGUAAUACGGUGGUUACCAAAACUAGUAAAGAAACCCAAUGAAACCGAACUAAUCUGGAUGACAUCUAUCUUAAAAAAAAUAAUGGAGGACAAAGAAUUAUCAGACUUUUCUACGCGUCCAGCAUAUCAACGUCAUUACACAGGUCAAGCACCGGGCACACCUGGGGCUGAAUACUCAAAUCAAUGUACCGAAGCAUUUAAAAAAGCCAUCAUGAGCUGGUUAAAAGAAACCUCUCUGUAUCAAAACCGAAAUAUCCACGAAAAACGAUUUCAAGAAAAUCUGGUAUCAGACCUUGCCCUUGAUUUAAAUCGAGUUAUAAGUGAUACUGAGAAAACUUUUAAUGACGACUCUAUACUUAAAGUAUUAGAAACAAAAAUAAAACAAUUCCCGAUGGAUGCUAAAGAGAAAUGUGAUAAGAAUUAUCAUAGAAGUUUGGCUUUAGAAGUUUUAAAAUAUUUAAAAGAUGCACAAUUAAUACCUAGCCACAAUAGUUCUUCAUUAGAUGAUGUAACCAGACAUGUACUGCGAUGGAUUGAGAAAAUACCACGAGACCGUAUAAUAUCACAAGAUGUAAAACAUCAAAAAGCUAUCGCAAAAGAAAUUGCUAAGCGAGUAUUAGAAACAAAAAAUCAAAAUCAGAAUCCAGAUUUGGCCCUCGAAUGCGAAGUACUCCGAUGGUUGCCUAAAAUUGUUAAAGAGCCCACAGAAACGGAACUACACGGUCUAAAAGGCAAUUUAAAAAAAAUCGUAAAUUAUGAUACGUCUAUUAAUAAUUUGCUUACAGAAACGAGUCAAUAUAUUGAUGCCUUAAAGUACGCGCUUAUGAAUUGGUUAAAGGGUUCCGAAAUGUAUCACAGACGUAACAAACAGGAAGAAAUUUGUCAAGAAACUGUAAUGGAAAAUCUCGCAGUAGAUUUAGAUCGUAUUAACAAUAAUUUACCACCAAAUCAAAAUAUUGAUUUUGAAAGAUACAUCUUAAAAACGAUAGGAUCACGACUGAAAGAAUUACCAUUGAACCCACGAGUUAAAAAUACAGACAAUUAUAAUUAUACAAUGGCGAUAGAUCUGUUGAAUUAUUUAAAAGAUCUGAAUAUGCUUCGAAGCAUAAGAAAAACUCCUGACGAAUCAAAAAAGAAUGUAGCCUUUUGGAUUGAGAGUUUGCCACUGAAGUGGACUAUCAGCACACACGACGCUAGAAAGACGGCUGAUAGGAUUUAUUCAAUAUUAUCUGAUUAUUUAGACAAUGAUUUUGGAUCUGCUAACACAAACAAACAUUUUAAAAAUGUCGUAAUUAAUGUGCUCAAAGACUUGCCCUUAAGGGAUGACUUCAAAAAUGAAGAGAAAUUAGAAAUAUUAGUUGAACAUUUGUUUAUAAUAUUAAAACAUAAUACAAAAGAAACAUACGGAACAAAUAAUUCUGUAAACGUCGCUUAUUCUGGUAAUAAUAGUACAAACUUAUUAGCAACAGAGUUAGCGAAUAAAUGUGCAUACAUUCCGAUUGAUUCGGCACAAGGUCCAGAUGAUGCAAGAAAAGUUAGGGAAGAACUCGUAUCUGGAUUAGUUAACAUAGUUAACAAAGAAAAUUUGAAUUAUGCUUGGAGAAAUGGAGACACAUUUUAUGAAACCAUCAUAAGAAACGAAGUUGGACAGUUGCUUAAUAAUUUAAAAGUAAAUGAACAUUGUAGAAGAAAUCUUCUUUCUUUUAAAAAUUAUCUAGUCGACAUUAUGAAGGACGUUUUUAGUAUGAAGCAAAAAGAAAAAUUUAUAACUAAUUAUAGACAACAGCUUUAUGAUAUUAUCGAGAAUACUUUACCAACGAAUACGACUUUAUCUUCAGAUCAACAGACUUCUUUUAAUGAUUUAAAAGAAAAAUUAGUCGAGGCUUUUGUUACAUUGUUUAAAACCACGGAUGUGAACACGGGUAGAUUCAAAAUGGUCCUUAAAAACGAAGUCAACAAAUUUUGCAAUGAUUAUUUACGAAGAUAUCCUGCAACACCUUUAGAUACAGAUAAAUUGUGUGAUAACCUAUUCAGCGUCUUACAAAACAUACGUAUACCGGAAAAAACACCAAAUUAUUCAGACGAAACCAAUUAUACAAAAAACAAAAUCAAAGACUACUUGGAGGAGCUGCCUUUAAAGGUUACCGAAGAAAAUAUAUUACUGAGGAAUCAUUUUGUGAAUCUAAUACAACAUUAUCUAGAAAAUCCACUAGAGAUCCAACAUACGAAUUUGAGGGACAAAAUAACAGAAAAACUUAAACAGUUUACAUUUUUAUCUGAACAUAAACCAAAUCUUCCAGAAAUUACUGAAAACAUACUCAAAAUAUUAUAUAACAAUGAUCAAAUGAAUAAAGCACAUAGACAAGCUUUACAACAAGUGUCGAGAACUUUACAUAGUACUAAUAUUCGAACAGUGGAAAAAUUAGACAAACAAACGAGUAAUAUAAACAAAGACGCAAAAGAAACGUUUACUUAUGAUGCACCUGUAGAAGAUGGAGAAAAUGUAAUUCGUGAUCAUUUCAAAGAAUCUUUCCGUGAGUACAUAAGAUAUCAACAAUUAAAUACGGGCAACAAAGAUGUACAAGUUAAUGGACCUCCAAAUGUCUUUGAAAACCAAAUAAAUGCAAGACCAGAUAUGAUUUCUGGAAAGAAUAGAAGUGAUUCUCCUUCGUGUUCGGAAUUUAAUUGUUGCCUUCCAAAAGAAACUGACAAUUGUUUAGAUACUCUCACAUGUCAAAAACAUAUUAAAACGAAGUGUGCACAAACUGAAAAAGCCUGUGACUUAUCUCCUCGUAUUAUAGUUAAAGAAUAUUACUGGGAUUCAAAUGAUAACGAAAUGGUAGGCUCACACCAAGAGUUGCAAGGUAUACAUAACGAGCUACGACGAACUGUGCCCUCGUUGCCGUUCAGUAAAGUCGAUUUGCCCGCUCCUCAUUGUAGAGCACGUAGACAAUUUUUAAAAAGUCCAUGUAUAUCUCAUAUCUCAAUGGCUGAGGCAAAUUUCCCAAUGAACCAAUCAGUAGAAGAAGAAAUUUGGGCGUCAAGAAAAUUACCCGUGACAAGAUAUAGACAAUCAAAUAUAAGUUUGGGAAGAAAUGUCGAUAGAGCUGAAAUUCUUGUCAAACCUAUUUCCGAAUCAAAGACAAAACGACAGAACUUUUGUAGCGAUCAAAAUGGAUAUAGUAUGUACGAGGAUGAGAGAAGACGGAGUAAUGAUUAUUGUUUGACUCCAGAGUUGACGGAACGUAGCAGCGUCACAAGACCACAUAUGAGUCCAGCUACAGAUGUAGGAUACUCUUUAGGACAGGACAGGGAUGACAAAAAGAAAUGCAAUUGUUACGGAUAUGUGCACCAAAAAAUUAUAGGCGGACCAUCGCCUGACUCGAGCGGAGUGGUAAGCCACCAUAGUCAAUGUCCUAGCAACAUAAAUAACUGCGUCAAGUGUCGAGGUGUAAUCUGUCAUCAUCCAAGUUAUAUUUACUUUAAUUAGAACGAUACGAAAUUUAAUUUACAUAAACAAAUAUGUUUGACUUGACACUGAAAUUUUCUCUAUGCUGGUUAUAAAAUAUCUUUUUUACUUAUUCAAAUAAAGUCUUAAAUAUUAA